UGUUUUUUUUUUUUCACUGUUCACAUGUGAGAACGCUCAGAGAAAUUAGGUUUACGCUGAAUCGACAACACCAAUGGACUUUAGACUGCGCUUGAAAUAACGCCGAAUUACGCUUAACACUACUGUUCCUGUAACAGCUAACAUGGGAAUAUUAUACAAAGACCUGAAUGCAUUUUCGACAUAUGUGUUGUGCAAAUCCAGACAGUUUUCAAUCAGUUAACUUGAUUUUAGAUAGCAAGUCAAUGUAAAGAGCUGACAUUCAAUGAAAUCAGUCGUGUCGUCGUUUCAUUUUUGCAAGCUGCUUAAUCACUAACAAUGUCACUUGUGGAGUCUGACGAAAACACACCGCUUCUAAGAGGCGACAUUACAAGUGAUGGAGAUGCAGACCGAAGCCGCUGGAGGUCCAUCAGGGUCAUGUACUUCACCAUGUUCCUCAGUAGUGUUGGUUUUACAAUUGUCAUCACUUCCAUCUGGCCAUAUCUGAAGAAUAUUGAUGAAAGUGCAGAUGCCAGUUUUUUGGGAUGGGUUGUUGCUGCAUAUAGUUUGGGCCAGAUGGUGGCCUCACCACUCUUUGGAUUGUGGUCCAACCACAGGCCUCGACGAGAGCCUCUAGUCUGCUCUAUAUUCAUCAAUGUCUCGGCUAACAUCUACUACGCCUAUGUCUACCUACCUCCCUCAAACAACAGAAUUCAUAUGCUUUUGGCUCGCACAUUUGUGGGCAUUGGAGCAGGUAAUGUGGCAGUUGUGAGGUCCUAUGUGGCUGGUGCCACUUCCCUGAGGGAGAGAACCAGUGCAAUGGCUAACAUGAGCGCCUGUCAGGCUCUUGGCUUCAUACUUGGCCCAGCCUUGCAGGCUGCUUUGUCAUUCAUUGGAGAGACUGGCUUCAGUGUGAAUGCCAUCCGGCUUCGGGUUAAUAUGUACACCGCACCAGCACUGUUGGCAGCCUGCUUCGGGAUCAUUAACAUUCUGCUGGUUAUAUUAGUCUUGAGGGAGCACUGUGUGGAUGACAAUGGACAGCAUGUCAAUGCAAUUAACUACACCCAAGAAGAGCGAGUGGAUGUGGCUCCUGAGGUGGCAGGUGAUAUUGACCAGGUUGCAGUGGUUACAUCUAACGUCCUUUUCUUCGUUAUUCUCUUCAUUUUUGCUGUGUUUGAAACUAUAUCUACUCCUCUAUCAAUGGACAUGUUUGCGUGGACAAGAAAAGAAGCUGUUUUGUACAACGGUAUCAUAUUGGCUGCCAUUGGCUUUGAGUCCAUCGUUGUCUUUCUGGUGGUAAAAGUGGUCUCAGCAAGGGUAGGAGAUCGGCCGCUGCUGCUUGGAGGCUUGAUUCUCAUAUUUGCAGGGUUCUUUAUCUUGUUGCCAUGGGGAACUCAAUUUCCUAAAAUACAGUGGGCAGAUAUUCAUAAUAACACUAAGCCAGCAAUACGACUGGCUCCCACCCCAUCUUCAAACACUUCUCUGGAGCCCACCGGAUGCCCGUCUGACCAGGCCUGGUGCUUGUAUACCCCUGUAAUUUAUCUCGCACAGUACAUUACCUCUGACAUCCUCAUCGGAGUGGGCUACCCGACGUGCAACGUAAUGUCCUACACUUUAUACUCAAAGAUUCUAGGCCCCAAACCUCAGGGAGUUUACAUGGGCUGGCUAACAGCAUCAGGAAGUGCUGCACGGACACUCGGGCCUGUGUUUGUCUCUCAUGUCUACAAUCUUAAUGGACCCCGAUGGGCCUUCAGUGUCAUAUGCGGCAUAGUAUUAGCUGCAGUCGUUCUCCUCAGUGCUAUGUACAAACGACUACUCGCCUUCUCUGUACGACAUGGAAGGAUAGAAGAAUGAUGACUGACAGAUGCCUCUACCAUCCACUAAAGAACAGUUCAUGGGCCUGACUUAGAGGUGGAAAGCAUUGUAAAUGUUAUUUUUUUUUAUGGACAGUUGCCCAAAUUGUGGAGUUUUUCUAGCAUAAGCAUGAUUCUGAAGUGACUUAUGAAGCAUUUGUAAAUAUCUAAUAACUUUAAAAUAGCUUUAUCUGUAUAUUGAACUACAAUUUCCCCUAUUACCUAAACUGUGAAUUUAACCACUAUCGGAGCAGCAUGACAUGGAUCGACACCAUAUAACAGUAGCAGAUGCUAAAAAGACCCGCGUGAACCGCAGUAUUAAAAUUGAGUGGCAGCUCAAUGGGUUAUGAAGCAUUAGAGAUUAUGAGGCCUACAUACUGUGUGGUUGUUUAACACUUGGUUUUAAUAAUCUAUUUUAAUAACUUGAAUUUAUUUAAAUCUGCAACGAUGAAACGGUGAUGUUGAAGUUUCUUUCUUUUUAUUAUUAACACUAAGCUUAAAAUGUACACUAGGUGCUGAGCAUCACUUGACUUUGGCUGCAUCCAUAAUCACUGAAAAUGACCAACUACAAACCUGUUGUAUUUUGAAUUUAAGCCAAAUGCUUUAGUUUUGUUUGUGUUGAAGCGCAUGAAUGAUAAAGCAUAAUACUAAUGGAAAACUGGCAAUAGUUGUUUCUUUAAUGUUUAGAAAAAUAUGAAGUAUGACAUGGUUUCCACAAGAUUUGUUUCUUUAAAUAUAUUAAAAAUGAUGUGUUUAACAAGA
Labeo rohita (rohu) is the source of this 2591-nucleotide messenger RNA. RefSeq names its product major facilitator superfamily domain containing 8 (gene mfsd8). The record is from RefSeq and is a predicted model, not a curated record. Bases 316 to 1830 code for a protein of 504 amino acids. Gene Ontology annotation, biological process: transmembrane transport. The transcript is spliced from 12 exons. Gene Ontology annotation, cellular component: lysosomal membrane. Gene Ontology annotation, molecular function: transmembrane transporter activity. NCBI's taxonomy places the organism in Eukaryota, Metazoa, Chordata, Actinopteri, Cypriniformes, Cyprinidae.